Molecule: messenger RNA, 939 nt
Organism: Hansenula ciferrii
Lineage: Eukaryota; Fungi; Ascomycota; Saccharomycetes; Phaffomycetales; Wickerhamomycetaceae
Gene: MRX21
Product: Mrx21p
Exons: 1
Coding region: 1-939 (312 amino acids)
Biological process (GO): transmembrane transport
Source: RefSeq, a predicted model, not a curated record
AUGACUGAGCUACUUACAACUCAAGAUCAUGUCCUAUUAUUCAUAAAAAGAGAUUCAACAGCCUCUUUUAUAAGUGGUGGUUUAGCAGGUGCAAUUUCAAGAACUGUUGUAUCACCUUUUGAAAGAGCUAAAAUUCUUUUCCAAGUUCAAGGUCCUGGUCAAGCUAAUUAUAAUGGGAUGUUUAAGACAAUAUGGCAAAUGUGGAAAGAUGAAGGUACAAAAGGUUUAUUUCGUGGUAAUGCUCUUAAUUGUAUAAGAAUUUUCCCUUAUAGUGCAGUACAAUUUUAUGUUUAUCAAAAAUUAAAAUUUCAAUUUUUACAAAAUUCAAAUAAUAAAGAAUUAGGAAAUUUUCAAAGAUUAUUUUCAGGUGGUAUUGCAGGUACUUUAUCAGUUGCUGUUACUUAUCCUUUAGAUCUUGUAAGAACAAGAUUAUCAAUUCAAACUGCAAAUUUAUCAAAAUUAUCAAAAUCAAAAGCUGAAAAUUUAAUUAAACCUCCAGGUUUUUGGGAAUUAUUGAAAAAUAUUUAUAAAAAUGAAGGUGGAUUUUGGUCAUUAUAUAGAGGUAUUUGGCCAACAACUUUAGGUGUUGCACCUUAUGUUGCAAUAAAUUUUGCAGUUUAUGAACAAUUAAAAGAAUUAGUACCAAAUUCUUCAGCAACAACAAAAUUAUUUUUAGGUGCUAUAGCAGGUGGUGUUGCACAAACUUUAACUUAUCCUUUUGAUUUAUUAAGAAGAAGAUUUCAAGUUUUAACAAUGGGACAAAAUGAAUUAGGUUUCAAAUAUAAAUCUGUUAGUGAUGCUUUAAUUACAAUUUUUAAAACUGAAGGAUUUUUCGGUGCUUAUAAAGGAUUAACUGCAAACUUGUUCAAAGUGAUACCUUCCAUGGCUGUGAGUUGGUGGAGUUAUGAAUUAAUUAAAACAGCUUUAAUAGAAUUGUAA